Penicillium malachiteum is the source of this 1074-nucleotide messenger RNA. Its product is annotated as lipase/thioesterase family protein. The transcript is spliced from 2 exons. Gene Ontology annotation, molecular function: hydrolase activity. The record is from RefSeq and is a predicted model, not a curated record. Bases 1 to 1074 code for a protein of 357 amino acids. Lineage: Eukaryota; Fungi; Ascomycota; Eurotiomycetes; Eurotiales; Aspergillaceae.
AUGUCGUUAACCAAAGGGAAACUCACGAUGUAUGAAAAGUUGGAUAUCUUACCAGCAUUAGCCAGUGUCGCAAUUGCUGCGUGUUAUGCAUUGUUGACGGGCUGGUCGCGCACUGAGCGCCAGGCCAAAUCCCUCUUAUUGCAUGUUGGCUAUGCGAUCUUGCGCAAGCUCACUUCGCGCCUAUCGCCUUUGCAGUUGCAGCUGGUCCUUCCAGGAUCCAGCAAAGUUUACAAUCAAUUCGCCAAAAAAGUUGGUUAUCAGCCUUUAUCAGUGGAUUUGAGCCACGGUGCCACAGGCCACUGGAUUGGAGACCCUCAAGCGACUAAUGUACUGAUCUGGUAUCAUGGAGGUGGAUUCAGCUUGCCUCCCACUCAUGGCUAUGUCGAAUUCUAUGCGCAGAUUGUCCGCCAUCUUGAGAAAACCGGCAAGAGCGUGGCCGUAUUUCAACUACACUAUACGCUUGCUCCUGGAGCCACGUACCCAACUCAACUCCGACAAGCAGUGUCUGCCGCGCAAUAUAUCCUAGCUCAGCCAAACCGUGCUCCGGAGACUGUGUUCCUCGGCGGGGACUCCGCUGGGGGAAAUUUAGCCUGCGGCGUGCUGUCGCAUCUUGCCCACCCUCACCCACAAAUCGAACCCUUGGUACUCAAUGGACAGCUUGGGGGCGCUGUGAUGAUCGCGCCAUGGACGUUACUUGACGCGGAAUUUCCUGAUCAGGAGAUUUAUGACGGCGGUGACUUGAUCUCCCAGGCCGUUGCGGCACCAUGGGCCGCAGCGUAUCUUGGACAAGCGCUGCGGGACAAUUACACUGAUCUCUCCAAUGCCCCCGCCGAGUGGUUCACUACCAUUCCCGUGAAGAAGGUACUAAUUACAUGCGGUGGAAAUGAGAUCAUGUUACCGCUUAUUCAGGACUUUGCAGAGAAGUUCAAGGGCGGUUUUGGGGAUCAAGUGGAAUUAUUCGUGGGCCACCGCGAGUGCCAUGUCGCACCUAUGUAUAAUAUUACGUUACACGAUCGCUCGGAGACUGAACAGGGCAAAAAGGUCAAGUCAUGGCUAGCCGAGCAGGCGCUGUAG